Molecule: messenger RNA, 954 nt
Organism: Synchytrium microbalum
Lineage: Eukaryota; Fungi; Chytridiomycota; Chytridiomycetes; Synchytriales; Synchytriaceae
Gene: SMI30
Product: palmitoyl[protein] hydrolase
Exons: 5
Coding region: 1-954 (317 amino acids)
Cellular component (GO): lysosome
Molecular function (GO): palmitoyl hydrolase activity; thiolester hydrolase activity
Source: RefSeq, a predicted model, not a curated record
AUGAAGCUUCGUCCAUCGGUCGCUCUGCAGUUUCUUGGCGUAUGUAUAGUCGCUGCAAAGACUCACUAUAGGCCUGUGGUUUUAUAUCACGGAUUGGGAGAUACAUCAGAGUCAAAAGGGAUGACCCAGUUGAAGGAAACUCUCGAGACGGAGCUUCCAGGCGUCUAUGUGAAAUCAAUUCGAAUUGGGAAUACUGAAUCAGAAGAUCGAGACUACACUUUUAUUGACAAUGUGAAUCGUCAGAUUGAUGAGGUUUGUGAAGCUCUGGCUGAUGACGACAAACUCUUUGAUGGUUUCAAUGCUAUUGGAUUUAGCCAAGGUGGUUUGUUUUUGCGCGGAUACAUUGAGAGAUGCAACGAUCCUCCAGUACACAAUUUGAUUACCUUUGGUACUCCUCACAGUGGAAUAGCUGAGAUUCCAAACUGUCCCUCAGACAAGACAGAUAUUACGUGUCAAGUUGCACGAGGUCUUAUUGGACGUGGUGCUUAUCUCUCUUUCGUGCAAGAACGAGUAGUUCAAGCUCAAUACUACAAGAAUCCUAAAGAACUUGAAUUUUAUUUGAAGGCUUCCAUAUUCCUCGCUGAUAUCAACAACGAGCGUGAUGUGAAAGAGCCGUCAUAUGCCGUCAAUAUGGAAUCACUAAACAAGCUUGUAAUGGUGCAAUUCCUAAAUGAUACUACGGUAGUGCCCAAAGAAACGGCUUGGUUUGGCUUCUACUUGGACGGUGAAGAAGGUAUUACAGCUGGACUUCGAGACUUGCCAAUCUAUAAAGAAGACUGGAUUGGUUUGAAGAAACUUGACAAGGCAAAGAAGCUUGAAUUUCUGGAUACUGAGGGAGGUCAUAUGCAAUUCACCAUUGAAUUCUUUAUUGAAAAGAUUGUUCCGUACUUGUCAGAACCCAUUCUUGUCGCUGCUCACCAUAAUUCAGAAGAUCUCCUUGUAGAUCAAAACUAA